CAGAAAAUCGUUACGAAACUAAACUGGAACAAAUUGAGUUUCUAUAUUAAUAUAUUCGGAUAUUAAAUGCAAAAUUUGUGAUACAUUAUUGAAUGCGAUAUUAAGCUACUCAAAAAGUGUAGAAAUUCUAUAAAUUUAUCUGACUUGUGGAAUGUAAAACCAUGGCGACAUCUUUUAACGAAAAUUUAAUUGUUGGAGCUAUAGAUUUUGGAACAACAAAUUCUGGAUGGGCAUAUUCUUUCUUUCAUGACUUUAAAAAUGAUCCAACAAAAGCCUUCGUCAAACAUUGGCACUCCGGUUCAGGUACACUUUCCACCGAGAAAGCUCCAACUGUUGUACUGAUUAGGCCAGAUGGUAAAACGUUGGAAGGCUUUGGGUAUGAUGCAGAGAAUAGAUACAGAGAGCUUGCAGAUUUGGGAGAACAUCACGAUUACUAUUACUUCAAAAAGUUCAAAAUGAUGCUUCACAAACAACUAUCUGAGAAGCUUGAUCGUAAUACUGAACUUGAAGACGAAAUGGGAAAACGUUUAACAGCAUUAGAUAUAUUUGCAAUGAGUAUAAAGUUCCUUGUUGAUGAUAUGUAUAAAAUUGUAAAACUGCGUGUGUCUGGGAUAAUCAGACAAGACGAAGUUCAUUGGGUACUGACAGUUCCAGCUAUAUGGACGGAUUCAGCUAAACAGUUUAUGAGGGAAGCUGCAGAAAAGGCUGGUAUUACAAAGGAUAAAUUAAGUAUUGCACUUGAACCGGAGGCUGCAUCUAUCUACUGUAGAAACUUACCGAUUGAAAAGACAGUUGGACCCAUGACCGCUUCCAUUUCAUCUUUUCCUAUUGGAACUAAAUAUAUGAUACUUGAUGCCGGUGGUGGCACGAUCGAUGUAACCGUUCAUGAGGUCAUUGAUUCAAAUGCCGUUAAGGAAGUGGCAGCAGCUAGCGGGGGUGGUUGGGGAGGAACACUUGUAGACCACGCAUUUGAGGAUCUGAUUUAUGACCUUGUUGGAAAAGAGGUAUAUGGCAAAUUCAAGCAAGAGCAAACUGAAGAUUGGCUGGAGAUGAUGAGAGAGUUUGAAGUUAAGAAAAGAACAAUUCAUCCCGACAAGGAAGGAAGAAUAUUAAUGAAAUUUCCAGUGUCCCUCAGUAAGAUGUCAGAACGAAAGAACCGACAUGACUUGGAAGAAUUCAUCCGUGAUUCUGCAGAAUAUGCUGAUCAAGUUGUAUUUGUUUACGACAAGAUGAAAUUCACAGCUGCUGUAUUUAGAAAUCUGUUUGAAAAGUCAAAUAGCAAGACAAUUAAGCAUAUGAAAACAGUCAUACAGGAUAAUAAUCUGUAUGAUUUGAAAGCAAUACUGAUGGUAGGAGGAUAUUCAGAAUCGCCAAUGUUGCAGGAAGCUGUCAAGAAAGCGUUUCCUCAUUUAGAAAUUAUAAUACCAAAUGAAGCAUCGUCUGCUAUUCUCAAAGGAGCGUUGAUCUUUGGGCAUCUUCCAGAAGCGGUGACCGAACGCAUACUUAAAUACACAUAUGGUGUCGAUACUACAGUUUCUUUUUUACCGGGAAAGCAUCCUAAUUCUAAACGUAUGGUCACUGACUCUGGUAUACGGUGCAGAAAUGUUUUUAGUAAACAUGUCGAAAUGGGUCAGAAAGUUAAAUUUGGACACGUUCAGGUUAAAAAGUCGUACACGCCUGCUUUUAGACACCAGCGUCUGCUAAGUUUUACAAUUUACGCAUCUACAAUGAAAAAUCCGGAAUACACUGAUGUCGACUGCUUUAAGAUCGGUUCAAUGACAGUAGAUACUGUUGUCGGAGGACUAGAUUGUUCUGUUGAAGUCUCUCUUAUGUUCAGCGGGACAGAGAUCAAAGUAGAAGCAAAAGUCAAGGAAACUGGACAAAAGACCGAUGCAGUGAUGAACUUCCUUGGUUAAAGUUUAAAUUUGCUUUUUAAUGAUGAAGUUUAAAUUAAAGCUGAUAUAAAACAUAUCAUUAUAGCAAAUUUCGACAUGGAGUGGAACAUGAUUGAUUGAAGGAUUGAUUGAUUGAUUGAUUUAUAAGCGCUAUUUGGCGGUAGGCUAGAAAAACAAAUAUGAGUUAUAUGAAACUAUGCUUUUUAACAUUUGGAAGCGCUUAUGAAAGAAGUUGUUUGUUGGAUGCCAUUUUAGCCAGUUGUUUUUGAUUUUUUUGUAAAGCCAAACGUCGUAAAAAAAAUUAAGAGCACUCGCAAAAAUAGGUCAAUUGUCUGCCAGAUAGGAUCUUCGUCAAAGUAGAUUUUGUUCUAGUUAAUGAGAUAUUAAUUUGCCAUGCACUCAUAUAAUUAUAUUUUAUUCUCGACGUUGUACAUGAUACAUAUAUUGUGUUUCUGAAAAUUGUAAUUAGAUUUCAAUUGUUCGCUAAUGCUAAAAAGAGGCAUAUUGUAACAUAGUUACUAACCUGAGUAUGACUUUAUCCUUACAGAGACGUUACGUAUUAACUGAUUUGUCUCACAUGAAAUAAGUGUAAGUUUGAAUAUAGAAAUCAACUCCAGUUUCAAUUUAAAAAUGUAAUUAUUUUAUUUGAAAUAAGUGUAAAAUAUACAAUAAACAGUCACUAUUCUACGGAUUUCGUAUAUAUAUGCUACUGCUAUGUCAUUGUGUACGCAUGCACAACACUUUUGCUUAUGUAAUCAAAGAGUCGAAAUAAAUUAAUAUUAUUA
Molecule: messenger RNA, 2680 nt
Organism: Ruditapes philippinarum (Manila clam)
Lineage: Eukaryota; Metazoa; Mollusca; Bivalvia; Venerida; Veneridae
Product: heat shock 70 kDa protein 12B-like
Exons: 5
Coding region: 162-1916 (584 amino acids)
Molecular function (GO): ATP-dependent protein folding chaperone; ATP binding
Source: RefSeq, a predicted model, not a curated record